This is a messenger RNA of Alternaria alternata, 1238 nucleotides long. RefSeq names its product 3-alpha,7-alpha,12-alpha-trihydroxy-5-beta-cholest-24-enoyl-CoAhydratase-like protein. The coding region runs from base 197 to 1135 and encodes 312 amino acids. Lineage: Eukaryota; Fungi; Ascomycota; Dothideomycetes; Pleosporales; Pleosporaceae. The record is from RefSeq and is a predicted model, not a curated record. The transcript is spliced from 3 exons. Gene Ontology annotation, cellular component: peroxisome.
GUGGAAUUACUCAACUUGACCAAUUUUGGACGAAUCGAACCUCGGCUCAAACUCCAGCUCCGCGUCGCGAUUGCCGCCCCGCUGCGAACCUGGAAGCUUACGACUCCAACUGAGCACCCACUUCUUCUUCAAACCAACCUGUCGUCCUUGUAGUCGCGCAUUUCAAUCAGCGUAUAUCAUCAUAUCCACUUUCAUCAUGGGCAAAGAAUUGGGUCCUGGCGUCGGCUUUGAGUUUCCCUCGUAUGAGGUGAAAUGGCUCAAGCGCGACCUGCUGCUUUUUGCGAACAGCAUUGGCGCUACCUACCCAGAUGAGCUACACUUUCUCUACGAGCUCCAUCCCUCGUUUGCCGCCUUUCCGACUUAUCCUAUCAUCCUCCCUUUCAAGCACACGGACCAAGAAGUCAUUGACUUUUACGCGCGCAGCAAUGCAGAGCCUAUUGAAGGUGUUCCCAAGUUCGACACCAAGCACAUCCUCGAUGGCGAGCGCAAGAUCCAAGUCCUCAAACCACUUCCUGUAACAAGCGAUGGACGCAAGUUUGAGAUCAGGAGCAAGGUACUCGGUGUUUAUGACAAGGGCAAGGCUACCGUCGUGGAGACGGAACAACGCCUUGUUGAUGCUGAGAGUGGAGAGACCUACACCAGAGCUGUAGGCAGUGGCUUCUACGUUGGCCAGGGCGGUUGGGGUGGACCGAAGGGACCCAAACAGCCCAACUACCCUCCACCCUCGCGUAACCCCGACCACACCCAUGUCCAUCAAACCACAAUGGAGACAGCACACCUGUACCGUCUGAAUGGCGACUACAACCCUCUCCACGCCGACCCUGAGCCAGGCAAGAAGAUGGGUUUCGGUGGCCCCAUCAUCCACGGUCUGUUUUCCUGGAACAUGUCUGCACAUGCCAUCUUGAAAGCAUUUGGUGGCUCGAAACCUGAAAACUUGAAGGAGUUCCAGGCGAGAUUUGCGGCACCUGUCAAGCCAGGAGACAAGCUGAUUACGGACAUGUGGAGGACUGGCGAUAUAAAUGCUGACGGAUUGGAGGAGAUUAGGUUCAUCGUAAAGGUUGAGGGAGGUAAGACUGUUCUCACCAAUGGACGCGCGCUUGUCAAGUGCGAGGGUCAAGGCAAGGCGAAAUUGUAGAUAGACCUAUAUUCACUGCAUUGCAUUUUCAAGGAUGUGCAAAGGCCAUGUAGGUAGUGCUACGUAUGAAACUUACUGAAAUCAACUUGAAAUAUGCGCGCAU